AGGACAGAACAGAAGAAGAGGGGCUGCGGGCAGAAGACGAGGAAACCUUGAUCCAUGAACUUGAGAAGGACGUCAUAACUGACAACGUCACCUCGGAAGAAGUCACUCUAGGAGUGAACUACAUGCUAGAGUUCGGCUACCUACCAAAAGACGCGUUGAACAGCACGCAGGCAUCAGUGGUGAAAAAGCGCGGGAAGCGGAUGGUUGCCGAGGCCGUCCGGAGCGUCCAGAAGAGCUACGGUCUCCUAGCGACGGGGAUUUUAAACCCCGCGACGCUGGCGGCCAUACGCAAGCCGCGGUGUGGCGUGCCUGAUGUACUGGCGAGGUACGCCCUGUCUGGAACCAAGUGGGCCAAGAACGAUCUCACGUAUAGACUUGAGUCCCUAACGCCGCAUCUAACAGAGAAAGAAGUCCGAGAGGCCAUCGCGAACGCGUUCCGGGUGUGGUCUGACUACACCCCGCUUACCUUCACAUCAGUGGCGUCCGGCAGGGCAGAUAUCAUCAUCAAGUUCUCCUCAGGGGACCACCAAGACGGAUCUCCUUUCGACGGAAGGUUUGACUUCCACAGCGGCCGGGGCCUGAGACUAGCGCACGCGUUCCAGCCUCCUCGCGACUCCAACACGUAUUACAUAGACGGAGACACGCACUUCGACGCCGACGAGCUGUGGACGCUUAACACCCCAGAAGGUACAAACCUGUUCCAAGUGGCAGUUCACGAGUUUGGUCAUGCUCUCGGCCUGAGCCACACGCCCGUACCGGGCACCAUCAUGUUUCCUGCCUACAUCUAUAAGGACAACCCCUGUAUGCACCCAGACGACAAGAUGGCUAUACAGAGCCUUUACGGUCAGGACGAGAAGCCUGACCCGAUCAUCCCCGAGUGCAGCCCGCUGCCCGACCGCUGCCGACGCCCCGAGUUCGACGCCGUCUUCCAGUUCCGGGGGGAGCUCUUCUUCUUAAAGGAUGUGUACUUUUUCCGCAUCAACCAGCGGAACAACCGCGUGUCGGGACCGGACCCGAUCACGCACUUCUGGUCCGGGCUGCCCAACAAGGUGGACGCGGCGUACGAGCGGAUCCACGACGGAAAACUCAUCUUCUUCAGCGGUAAUCUGUUCUGGUUGUUUGAGGGCGUCCUGCCCGAGCCCGGCUACCCCCAGCCCAUCUCGCGGUUCGGCCUGCCUGUGGACUCCGUGGACGCCGCGCUGCCCUGGCGACCUUCAGGGAAAACGUACUUCUUCAAGGACGAGUAUUACUGGCGGUAUGAUGAGCAGAAAGGCGAGAUCGACCCCGGGUUCCCGCGCCCCAUCACCGUGUGGAGAGGGCUGCCCACGCACAUAGACGCCGCGUUCGAGGCAACGGAGGACGGGCACGUCUAUGUUUUCAAGGGCCAGCACUACUGGAAGUACAGCGAGACCCGUUACCGCGUGGUCAGGGGCUAUCCUCGCGAGACUUCGGACGGCUGGAUGGGAUGUUAGUGACGUCACCGUUAUCGCGUGGUCAGGGGCUAUCCUUGCGAGACUUCGGACGUGACGUCAUCGCGCAUAGCAUCAUGGGACUGUAAGCUGAAAAUGAUUUCGCUUAUUCGUUUUUUCACGUUUUAAUGUUCAUUCCAGUCUUCGUUAUUUCCAAGUUAAGCAUAAUCUAGAUUUGAUUUUAGAACUAUUUUAUAUUAGAUUCAUGCAGAAUUUUAUAUUGUAUAAGCUUAUCAUUCACUUCUUCCUUUUCAUUCCUUUGUAUUUUCAACAUUUCUGUGUGUACUGUGCCGUUGAUUUUUUUAUUAGUA
This is a messenger RNA of Branchiostoma belcheri (Belcher's lancelet), 1780 nucleotides long. RefSeq names its product matrix metalloproteinase-24-like. Lineage: Eukaryota; Metazoa; Chordata; Leptocardii; Amphioxiformes; Branchiostomatidae. Gene Ontology annotation, molecular function: metalloendopeptidase activity; zinc ion binding. Gene Ontology annotation, cellular component: extracellular matrix. The coding region runs from base 123 to 1472 and encodes 449 amino acids. Gene Ontology annotation, biological process: proteolysis; extracellular matrix organization; collagen catabolic process. The transcript is spliced from 10 exons. The record is from RefSeq and is a predicted model, not a curated record.